UGCAAAAUGCGAAAGCCUGGGGUUGACUUUCUCGAAAAGCCGCUGAUUCAUUUACCAUGUAUUCAGAAAAUUCAAUAUGGCGGAUGGACAUUCGGACAAGGAUGAAAGCGUAGCCGAAAAAGACCCGUUAUCUUUCUUUACUGCUGGAGAUUCUAGCUCCAGUUCAGAUUCAGAGAGCGACAAAGAUGCGGAAGAACAUGAAGAAGGAACAUUAACAUCUAACAGUUCAGGAAGAAAGCCAUCAUUAACUAAGACAAAGUUACCUUCCCCAACAACUUUGUUUGCAACAGUGGGGAGACCAGCGUUUUUAGAAAGCAAAGAAGAGAGCCAUGUUGACUGGGAUUCACUGUCAAAGCGUUAUGAACCGAAUACAUAUUCAGCUCCUCCUGUGCAGUUUUCUUCUGUGGCAGAGAGCAGAGAAAGCGAAGAAUACGAGGAUGCCGUCAUAUCAUCAGCGCCAGUCAAAUACGGCAAAGAGAUUUCAGACAUACAGAAGCAUCUUGUCAUCCAUGAUAAAAGAUCUGUGAAAGUGGCCUUGAAUAUCCUGAACGAUAGAGGAGAAAGUGCACCAAAGAAACAGAAAACAGAUAAUUUUAGACAAAAGGAGAAAAGAAAACGAGAUCAGGGACAAUCAUCACGAGGAAAGAGCUAUGUAGAGGAAGAAAAGAGAAUACUGCGACAGGACUUCUCAGCUGAAUGAGAAAUUUACCAAAUAUACCAGUGGGCGAAAAACUGCAAUAACAAUAACAACAUGCAAUUGACUUUGGAAAACAUGCCAUUGGCCUGGCUGACUGGCACCUGUUGCCUUGAUCUUCACGGCUUUAACAAACUUGUUGUUUUAUUGGUGGUAUAGAACAAGCACACACUUUUCAAGGACCCAACGCACUGUUAUAUAAUCAUAUGAGGUAAUUAAAUCUCUAGGAAACAAAAGCAUCAUAAAUUUUUGUUCCUGGCUAAUAAACUUGCGUACUAACAUAAUGAUUCAAUUUAGCACCAGGGGCUUUUAUUUGCUUUUGGUGCUUCAAGGGAGGGUGCCUAUUCAAUACAGAGAGCUUAUUUGGGACAGUGUGCUUAUUUCCUUUUUGAGAAACAACCGAAUGUUCAAAACAAAACUUUAAUAUGGUGUGAACCUCCGUUGAUAGGUAUUCUGACAGUGCUGUCAUAUUAUAAUAUUAGAAUGGGGGUGCAUAUUUGAAUAGGAGUGCUUAUUAAUAAAAACAUAUUCGAAGGGGAGCGCAUACUCGAAAGGGGGCGCUUAUUGGAAGGAGGGUGCUAAAUCGAAUCAUUACGGUAACUUAAAAUAAAAGAAAGAAGAAAUCUCCACUCGGGACCAAAUAGAGAACAGUUAUCAAGCCUUAAAGGGGUGAUAAAUUAAUUAUAAAUCACUGCAAAAAACGUGGACUGCUAUAAUGUUUCCAAAGUUUGAGUGUACACUGUUACUGAGCCUUUCAGUAACACGAAUUCUGAAAGCUCAAAAUCAAAACCUAACAUCACCUAAAUAACAACUGCGUUUUUGGCUGCGUUCAAUCAUAAUAAGGUCAAGAACCAACGAACCUUGAAAAGAAGAAACAAACAUAAUGGAUCCAAAUCUACUGAUCACAACACACAGACACGACACAUACAUAUGUAUUUGAAGCCAAUGGAGUAAACUUUAGUUUCCUGAAGUCCGCUAAGAUUGACGGAAGCGAAAAACGAAAGUGUUGAUAGAUUCGACUUUGAGUGUUGACUAACUGUUACAAGGAUAUUAGGACUGAAACGCUGCUUUCAGAAAAGAUAAUCAGAUUUCGUCGAGGUGAUUUUUCAAGCGUUAAGCUCGAGUUUUAAUCGUAGAUUCAGUUUUUAUCUCCGCUUUGAAAAAAUUAUUCGCGCACGACAUAACGCCAACAAUGCAGACUGGUGGAACUGACCUCUAUUGCUCAUGUUCAGUAAUCGUUGCGACAAUAAUCGCUCCGAUCAAAUUAAGUGCAAAAUAAAGUGAAGCCAAGUUGAAGUUGAAGAUCACUGAAGAGCCUUACCAUAUGAAGAUAGCGAUGGCUGAAGUUUCGGUUGUAAUCAUCGUUAGCGGUGAUGGUGGUGAUCUUAUAGAAAUCAGCCCUGAUGGAAGGUGCGGAAGACCAUUGCUGUGUAAAAAUGGAAAUCUAAGGCUAUUGAGGUUUUCCAAACAUUGACGCUCUUCCACGGUGACUUUUAGUGUGUGUUGCUUUUCUCGAAACCCUGACCCUAUUUCAGGCCAAUGUGUGUGACUUUGGUUGUUCUAUUUUGGAUUUUAACCCACUGGCAAGUCUCUUCCCAAACUGUAAACCAGAAAAUACUUUCUUGUACAUCAAAUAAGGGCAUUACAUUUCCCACGAAUUUUCCAUUUUUAUGGGGAAAAAAUUAGUAUCUUGUAAACAACUUACAUAGGUCUAAGCCAGUGAGUGAGGAAAACAUCACUAUGGCCAGUCAAAAUUGAUACCUUACCUCAGGCAAAAAAACCUCAAAAUCCAUACUCUGCUGCCGAACAGAAAUGGAGUGCUUAUAUGAGGAAGUGCCCCUCCAUACCCCCNCCCCUCCCUCACCCCGUCCUCUAGCCUUUUCCAGGAGUUUUGUUAGUUUGGGAACAGCGCGAAUAACGACGAGAGUAAAAAGGACCCCAUUGCUUUUGGACAUAACUGUGACCGGAAUUCAAUUUAAACUCUCGGCACUUUUUUGCGCUGCUCUCCAAAUAACCGAAUGCACGGCUGGAUUAGGCUAUUGUCAUGCCGGGACCUAGAAAGGCGAUCAUGAUGUACAAGAUAUUUUAUUAUUUAACUAUAACUUUACGGCGGGCGAUUAACAGGCCUACACAACUACUACUGUUCGUGUUUUUCCACCUUGUAUAUAGCCUGCGAAUACAACCACCUCGAGUGCCGCUCCCGUCCGGUUCAAACGCCAAACCAACGGAGAGCGAUCUCCUCCUAUCGUACUCAGCCGGUUUAGGCGUUAAACUGACGCAGAGCGACGGAAGGUGGUCGUAUUGGUAGGCUAUACUCCGCUGAUGUUUUCAAGACUUCAGUGUUACGUAGCUUCCAGUGUCGCUGAGAUUUCUUUCAGUGUUUGUCCACAAGUUGAAGCAACAUUUUUGCUUUCUAGAGCCUUUUAGAAUCCUAAGCAAUUUCUACCUUUUCCUAGAAAGUGGAGCAUUUUUUUUGUGCGUGUUUGUCUAAACUGAUCCUGCGACAUUGCCAAUAUAUAAUGCUCAAUUUUUGCAGUUUCGUGGACUUAGGCUAUAGCUGUUUCGCAGCUGUUUUCAAGAUACCAGCCCAAUCUACUUCGACUCGGCGGCUAUUUUAAAGAAAAUUCUGGGGCGGAUUGGUUAAGGGAGUUCGGGUCCGGAGGCAUGUCCCCCGUUCGCUCCCGCCCCCCGCCCCCCCUGAAAAUUUAAAAGUUUGAGGGAUGAUUGUUGGCUGUUUAAUAUCUUUGAAAUCAUCUCUGUUUUGAGCUGUGUAAACAAGGGCUACGCUUAGGUAUUAACAUUAAUCAAUGCUUACCUUCCUGAUGACCUACCUAGUGGCAGUCCAAAAAAGCCUAUUAAAUCGCUGCUGUCUUUUGGACAUGGCUGUGACGGAAUUCAAUUUAAACUCUGGUUCGUUUGAGAAAGGUAGUGGAUUUUCGUGCGCCGGUGACAGUCGAAAUCUUUGUGAACGAUUACAUAACUCACUGAUGAGCUGAUUAACAAAGAGCUUCCUGGCGUUAAGCUCCGAAAUCCGUUGAUAGAAAAACUGUCACUUUUGGUGCCCAUGUAGAAUUUGACGGGAGCGUAAAUAAUGUGUUAAUUUACCAAAUAGACAAAUAAAAGAGAAAGUGCUUAUAUACGCUUAAAUAGAACUUACUUAAGACAGCAAGUAAUUAAAAACCAGAAAAAUA
Orbicella faveolata is the source of this 3885-nucleotide messenger RNA. Its product is annotated as UPF0690 protein C1orf52 homolog. Lineage: Eukaryota; Metazoa; Cnidaria; Anthozoa; Scleractinia; Merulinidae. The record is from RefSeq and is a predicted model, not a curated record.